Messenger RNA from Sinocyclocheilus rhinocerous, 964 nucleotides. Its product is annotated as glyoxylate reductase/hydroxypyruvate reductase-like. Gene Ontology annotation, molecular function: NAD binding; glyoxylate reductase (NADPH) activity; hydroxypyruvate reductase (NADH) activity. NCBI's taxonomy places the organism in Eukaryota, Metazoa, Chordata, Actinopteri, Cypriniformes, Cyprinidae. Gene Ontology annotation, cellular component: cytosol. Bases 119 to 934 code for a protein of 271 amino acids. The transcript is spliced from 7 exons. The record is from RefSeq and is a predicted model, not a curated record.
UUGUGUGGAGAGACAGGCCACCCAUUCGUUUCCUCCCCCCAAACUGUCCACACACAGCCCCUGCUGCCGCUUCCCAACGUCUGUCAACCUUUACCUCAGAUCCCUGAAUUGAUUGAUAAUGCUCGUAAUGUGGUGCAGUAGAACAGCGUUCGGCAGACUGCAGAGAAUCGCCCCGUGUACCGUCACCGGAUUUCAUCGCGCGAUGUCCACGUUACCGAAAGUGUAUGUCACGCGCAAGGUGCCGCCGGACGGGCUGGACAUUCUCCGCAAAUCCGGACAGGUGCAGUUUGAGAUGUGGGACUCUGAUGACCCUGUGCCCCGAGUGGAGCUGCUGAAAAAGGUCAAAGGUUGCGAAGGAAUACUGUGUGUGCUCACAGAGAAGAUUGACGCACAACUAUUGAAUGCUGCAGGUCCAAAUCUAAAAGUCGUCAGCACUAUGUCAGUGGGCUUUGAUCAUCUUUCUCUGGAUGAGCUCAAGAAAAGGGGAAUCCGUGUAGGAUAUACUCCGGAUGUUCUGACUGAUUGUGUUGCUGAAUUGACAGUUGCCCUGUUACUCGCUACGUCCAGAAGACUCAUUGAGGCCACACAUGAGGCUAAAACAGGUGGCUGGGGAACAUGGAGAACUUUAUGGCUGUGUGGUCAUGAACUAGCAAACAGCACAGUUGGCAUCUUGGGACUUGGGAGGAUUGGUGUGGCUAUCGCCGAGCGUCUGAAGCCGUUUAAGGUGAAAAAGUUCAUCUACACAGAUGUGGCGCCGAGACCUGAUCUCGCAAAUAUGAUAGAGGCCGAAUACGUCUCUUUAGAUGAGUUGGCCAAACAGUCUGAUUUCCUGGCCAUAUGCUGUGCUCUGACUCCAGAGACUCAUGGCAUCUGCAAUUGGAAUCUCUUCUCCAAGAUGAAGAAAAACGCCAUCUUCAUCAACACAAGCAGGUAGCAUUAAGACAUUCUUUCCAGUGUUAUUUUA